AUGACAACUAUAAAAAUUAACAACUGGGUAAAAACAGAUGAGAAUGAUUUUACAUCUACUUCGGUUAUAAAAUUAGAAUCAUUUAAUUAUAAAGGAGAACUAAUUUCAGGAAUAAAAGUGGAAGAUAAAGUCAUCAAAGGACAAUUUAAAAAAUUUAUCCCAGUAGAAAUAGAACUAAAUGAGAGCGAAAUAGAAGUGAAAAGAUCAACAAGUGGUGAUGCUAGAGAUGGUAUUUUCAAAAUUAAGAUCGAAGAAAAAGGAUUAGUAGAAAACUCCUAUACUCCCAAAGUUAAUUCAAUUAAGAUGCCUUUCAAUGUUAGUCAAUUAGGAGACUAUAAUGCUUAUUUAGAAAAGGGCAAAUUAGUAAUAGGUUCAGAUGGAGGAAGUGCAAUACCCAAAUUAAAAGUAGUUGAUGAAAAUCCGGAGUUUCCUCAUCCUGAUAAAAAACAGGCUGCUUCACAAGGGAAUGAUCGCCAAAGAGUAAGGAAAGCCAUUACCCAAGCCGGAGAGGCUAAAAAGAAAUUAUUUGUAUUCGGAUAUGGUAACAAGAGCAAGGAGGAUUUUGAGGAUGCUGUGCAAGCACUAAAUGAUUUGAUAAAAAUAGCCAAGGAUGGCAGUUCAACUAACCAAAGUAGUCCAGAUCAAGGAAAACCAGGAAACGACAGCGGCAACAAUAAGAAAAGAAAAAAUGAGAAUGAGGAUAAUAAUCAUUCCCGAGAGCCAAAACGGACAAAAAUUGAAGAGGAAAUUAAACAAAACCAAGCCAAAAGUGAUGAAAAAAAUUCCAAUAAAUUGGUCAAUGACUUAACUAAUUUUAAUAGCAAAAAUGAGGCCGAAAAAAAACAAAGUUUAGCCGAUAUCGAAAGACUAAAAAACCAAGGAGGAGUUUAUGAGAGUCAAAAAGAACAGGUUAAAGAGAAAAAAGAUGAAGCUGCUAAAUCUGACCCCCAAGGAUACGGUAAAAUGAUUGCCCAAAUUAUCCGGCAAAAAAUUAAUGAGUUUAAGGUGGAAAUUACUAAGUUAGGUGAAAAAAUAAAUACCAAGUUGGCUCAACUAGAAAAUGGCGAAGUUACUAGUGAUACGGAAGUGAGGAGUAUUGAAGAAGAAAUUAGCGAAGAAGUUAGUCAAGAAGUAGCUAAUGUAGAAACGAAUAAUUUAUUGACCCAAGCCCAAAAUUUAUUAAAGGGGGCGAGUACCUAUCAAAGUAAAAAGAAGGAAAUUGAACAAACUCUUAGCAAGUUAGAAAUUGUUUCGCAAAAUACUAAUCAGUCAACUAAAUCAAGUCCAUUCCGUUCCGAAGUAAUUAUCCCGGUUGGUUUGGGUCUUUUGAUGAUAACCGAGAGUUUAAACAGUAUUUCGGUCAAGGAAAAGGAUCUAACCACCUAUCUCAAACAUUGUGGAUUUAUUUUACCCAAUGCAGAAAUUUAUGGUGGUUUAGCGAACAGUCCUUAUAAUAUCGGUUGCGAUAGUCAAAUAAUUACUCACCCGCAGGUUUUAGAAGCCUCUGAAGAAUAUAUUCGUUUUUUAGAAAAAAAAGACCAAGAUAAUUAUUUGGUAAGCGAUAAUUGCCUCAAAUGUGGAAAGAAUAAAUUUUGCUCUCCACGUCAAUUCAACCUGCUCUUAACCACCAAUUUAGAAAUCACGGAGGGAAAAGAAAAUAUAGUUUAUUUACGUCCAGAAACUUGCCAAGGAAUAUUUGUUAAUUUUCCCUCUAUUCAAAGAAGCACUCAUCGACCACUACCAUUUGGAAUUGGUCAAAUGGGCAAGAGUUUUCGGAAUGAAAUUACUCUCCACCACGGAAUUUUCCGCACCCGUGAAUUUGAACAAAUGGAGUUAGAAUUUUUUUGUCAGUCAGAGGAAAUAGACUUGAAAAAUGAAGAACUACCCCAUUAUGCUAAAAAAACCCAAGACCUUUACUUUCAAUACCACUUCGGUUGGGGAGAAUUAUGUAGCAAUAGCCAUCGCGGCAACUAUGACUUAUCCCAGCACCGUCAACAUUCCGGAAAAGAUUUUCGGAUUAAUGGAAUUAUUCCCGAAGUAGUAGAAAGUUCUUUUGGAGUAGAAAGAUUAAUGUUAGCCAUCUUAGAAGACAGUUAUCAGAAAGAAACCAUUAAAAAUGCUCAAGGUGAGGAAAGUGAACGAGAAGUAUUAAAAUUAUCUCCGUUGUUAGCACCCUAUUUAGUGGCAGUAAUUCCUUUGGAAAAGUCUUUACGAGAAAAAUCUCACCAGUUAUAUUGCGAAUUACUGAAAAAUCCUCUUUUUUCAGUUGCUUAUGAAGAAACUGGCAAUAUUGGCAACCGCUAUCGCCGCCAAGAUGCCAUUGGCACCUAUUAUUGUCUUACACUUGAUAAGCAAACCCUCCAAGACAACACGGUUACCCUCCGCCACCUUUAUAUGAAGAACACUGACGACAAUUUAUCACCAAAUAAGAAAAAAGAACCAGGUAGUGAUGCCUUAAUUUAUCUUCUUUUGUUCAUGUUGGUUGCUUUAUUAGUUGGCGUUUCUCCCACCGCUGAUGAGGUAAUUAAAUUAAUCCAAGGCAAUCGAAACCGUCGCAAAACUGCAAAAAGAAUUUUAGCCGGUGAAAUGCGAGGGCGAACUUUGACUAACCAAGAAAAGAAAGAAGUGGAAAAGGAAUUGGCGAUGAUUAAUGAGAAAUGGGCGGAAAAUUUGCAAGGUUUCAACAUGAAAGAGAUUGAAAAAGAAAAUCCGACCGUUUUAGCCAAGAUCUAUGCUGGUCUUUAUGAACAAGGUAAAAUAACAACAAGACUGAAAUAUAGAACCUCCGUUAGUCGCCCUCUAGAAGAACUAAAAAAACAAGAACAAAUUCAAAAAGGGAAGAAAGUGACUGAACUCACUCCUGAACUGAUUAAUGAAUAUAAAAAAAAAAGUGUUUUUCAGCAAAAAGAUGGAACUAGUAAAACCAUCGACUACUCUCAGACUUUAAAAAUUAAGUUUAAUGGCUAUUCUGGAUUCUUGACCGAGAAGGAGAAAAAGAAUUCUAGCGAGGGUAAGGAGGUCUUUGGAUUAACCACCUCUGAUGGAGUAAGUUUCGUUUCUGACCAAAAUCAUAAGGUAAAAUUAGAAAAAGACACUACUAACCCAGUAGAGGGUUCAAUAAUUCCGUCGGAAUACUAUUUAGUUAAAACGAUUGGUGGUCGAACUUAUCAUGAUAUUUGUUUUGAAGAAUGUUUAGAAACCAUGGCUCACGAAUUGGCUCAUGCGAUAGUUGGUAAUAUUAAGGGAGAGUAUGAGGGCGAAGAAGGAGGUGAAAAGGCAGAAAAGGAACAGCAAGAAUUAGCAAUCGGCAGUAUUGCCGUUAAGCCACCAAGCCAUUGGGAUGAGUGA
This is a messenger RNA of Funneliformis geosporum, 3348 nucleotides long. NCBI's taxonomy places the organism in Eukaryota, Fungi, Glomeromycota, Glomeromycetes, Glomerales, Glomeraceae. The record is from the annotation of a GenBank genome assembly.